Messenger RNA from Penicillium diatomitis, 1005 nucleotides. Its product is annotated as zinc metalloprotease. The coding region runs from base 1 to 1005 and encodes 334 amino acids. The record is from RefSeq and is a predicted model, not a curated record. The transcript is spliced from 2 exons. Lineage: Eukaryota; Fungi; Ascomycota; Eurotiomycetes; Eurotiales; Aspergillaceae. Gene Ontology annotation, molecular function: metallopeptidase activity.
AUGGUCUUUCACUCCUCUUACCUGCUUGUCAUCGUCACAGCAGCACUAUUCUUCCUUCAAGGACAAUGCAAACCUCUGGAUGUUCAGACGCGUGGAAUCUGCGCGACAGAGGACCCCGAACCCUCGUUUCUGAACGCAGUGCAGCGCGUGCAUACCAAUGAAGUGAAGAAUCAAGGGUCUCCGGCACGAGAUGGCCCUAUUGAAAUCGAUACGUGGUUUCAUAUCGUCAGUAGUUCUGCGGCGCGUGACCAGGUGACGGAUGAUAUGGUUGAUGCUCAGCUGGCCAUUCUCCAGACCGCAUAUCAAGAUGCGCAAAUCUCAUAUCGACUCCAAGGAGUCACCCGCAAUGUCAACGAUGCCUGGGCUCGCAACGACGACGAGCUGGGCAUGAAAAAGGCUCUUCGAAAGGGCACAUACUCCACACUCAACGUCUACUUCCAAACCGAUCUCCACGCCACCCCCAGCCAAGUCACACGCAUACUUUCCUCCAAAACCCACCAGCAUCAACAAUCCCCGCAGAAGCAGCAGCGCGGCUCAUCCAACUCACCAUCACCCUCCACCUCCAAGAAAAAAGACCUCGCCGUCAGCGUUCUCGGCUUCUGCACCCUCCCGGACCCAAACAUCAACUCCACAAGCCCGCGAUCCGCCUACAUCAAAGACGGCUGCAACAUCCUCGCGGCCGCCAUGUCCGGCGGCUCGCUGGACCAGUAUAACCGCGGCGGCACGGCGAUCCACGAGAUCGGCCACUGGAACGGACUACUGCACACGUUCCAGGGCGAGACGUGCGACCCGAACGAUCCGGGCGAUUACAUAUCUGACACGCCGCAGCAGUCCUCACCGACAAGCGGAUGUCCGGCGUCGAGGGACUCGUGUCCGGAUUUGCCGGGUGCGGACCCGAUUCACGAUUUUAUGGAUUAUUCGUCGGAUGUGUGUUAUGAGAGUUUUACGGCGGGGCAGAAUGAGAGGAUGAGGAGUAUGUGGGGGAGUAUGAGGGAGGGGAAGUGA